Molecule: messenger RNA, 678 nt
Organism: Oryza brachyantha (malo sina)
Lineage: Eukaryota; Viridiplantae; Streptophyta; Magnoliopsida; Poales; Poaceae
Exons: 1
Coding region: 91-447 (118 amino acids)
Source: RefSeq, a predicted model, not a curated record
GCCUAGUUUACGAAGCCCACGUCGUCUUCAGAUUCCACCCUUUUUUUCUCUCUCCACCCUCUUGUCACACUCACACAAAGGAGGAGCUCGAUGCCGGGGAUCUCGACGGCGGCGGCGGGGGGCAUGCUGCGGGCGCGGCUCCGGGCGGCGUCGCUCCGCCUGCGCGGGGGAGGAGGGGACGGCGCGGGGCGGUGGACGACGCCCGGGCACGAGGAGCGGCCCAAGGGGCACCUCUUCAACCGGCCGCCGCCGCCGCCGGGGGAGUCGCGGAAGUGGGAGGACUGGGAGCUGCCCUGCUACGUCACCUCCUUCCUCACCGUCGUCAUCCUCGGCGUCGGCCUCAACGCCAAGCCCGACCUCACCCUCGAGACCUGGGCGCACCAGAAGGCCCUCGAGCGCCUCCAGGAGAAGGAGCUCGCCGCCGUGGGCGAUGCCGAUGCCGAGUGAUCCGCUGCUCAGGUUCCCAAACUUCAGAAUUUUCUGCUAAAACAGUUUGUAACUUUGUUAUGUGUAAUCCCAUAAGUGGAUUGGGUGAACCUCAGACAGAUGAAAACUGUAUCCCUGCUGCUGUUCAUCUGGCUAACUUACAGCAUGAGUCAUGAUUUGUACCUUCAUUGUUUGCAUGAUGGUGAACAUGUUAUACAUUUUGGGUGGUUUGCGGACGGAUUUUUUUGCAUA